UUUUAUAGCAUUUUUAUCUCUAGCACAUGCGAAUUUCACUAUUGUAAAUAUCUUAUGAGUUUAUGACUCAUAAUAUUAUUUUUAUCUUAUGUCAUUUAUUUAAUUAUAAAACAGUUGAUACAAUGUAAGCAGUCGAUCACUUUUGCAACUAAUACUGUUAUUUUACUAUAAAAAUAAAAUUGUCGUGACCUAUCUCGUAUCUAACAUUAACUGCCAUUACCAAUCAAAAUUCAUAAACUAUUGAACAGAUGACGGCAGUUUUCGUCGAGCUUUAAAUUUCAUAUGCACACAAUGGACUUAUAUGGACAUUACACUCCCACUUUCAAACAUUUCCGCAGCCUCACAUCUUACAACUUCACAUUGCCCUUGAUAAAAUGGCUACACGUUUCGCCACACCCAACCAGGUCUUAGAUACCAACAAUUUUGUUUACCGAUCUUCAAACAUGUUCAAAUCCUAUUUCGAUAACUUGACAGUUCUUGGAAUAACAAUAGCAUGUCUGUACGUAUUUUUAUGCACUCGACAACACAAAGAAAACUCGACUAUAAUCGUAGAUCAAUAAGAUGCAGAAUUCCGUAUGAUUCACUGUCACCGUAAGAAAAACACCUUAAUUAGAUGACGAAAUUGAACCGCCAUUUCUGAAACGGUAUCAGUUGAACUCACACGUGUGCUCUUAUAUUUUAAUGAACUUUAUCAAAAUACUAACUUAUAAGUGUUAAUAUUACCUGACAUUUCUUAAUAUCGUUGUGACAAAGAAAUUUACAGUGAAACACUUGCCAAUUUACUGGACAAUCGUCAAUGCAAAACUAGUUUUAGCGAUUUGUACGUUAAAGGUAUUUAUAGAUUCUGCAUAACAAUAACAGUAGUUUUGCUUGCAUUAUUUUUUACGUUGAUUAAGUUUUGAAUCAGUUUUUAGAUUAAAUAUGGAGUACCAGAACAUGAGUUUUGAACGUGAAGUACCGACCGAAUGGCCUUUCCAACAAUUUCGAAAUGAAAUUUUAAAAAUGACGUUGAGAGCGACUUUACAUCACUCAGCAGAUCAACAAGUUAUUUUGACUACAAAUAAUGUUUCUGCACUGCUAACAUCAAACGAAACGGGGACCAGAUACAUUUUUAGAAAAAUUGAAGAGUUGCCUGAUGAGUUUUUCCAAAUGCAUUUAAUAAUACCGUCAGAAAUUAUGAUGCUUUUUAACGGAGAAACAAGCCUGAUACCAAUAGAAGCUGAGAAUUUGGGAUUCCAUUCCCGUAAUUUGGAAAGGCGAAGAGAAAUCACUAUCGCUGUACCAAAUUUCAGAAGGAUUCUUGAAAUGAGAAAUAUUGUUGGAAAUCAAAUUUACCGAUCCGCUUUCAUGUCAGCGUAUCAGAAUAUUGGGAUUAUGGAGUGCUGAAUGCAAAGAAAAAUGGCGAAAUAUUCGCAAUGUUUAUGUACGAAAUAUGAAACCCGGUAAAAGCGGAGCUGGAGCAAAAAAGAAGAAACCAUAUUACU
Messenger RNA from Cydia pomonella (codling moth), 1484 nucleotides. RefSeq lists its product as uncharacterized. NCBI's taxonomy places the organism in Eukaryota, Metazoa, Arthropoda, Insecta, Lepidoptera, Tortricidae. The record is from RefSeq and is a predicted model, not a curated record. The coding region runs from base 922 to 1386 and encodes 154 amino acids. The transcript is spliced from 4 exons.